Messenger RNA from Teleopsis dalmanni, 690 nucleotides. RefSeq lists its product as uncharacterized. The transcript is spliced from 4 exons. Bases 1 to 690 code for a protein of 229 amino acids. The record is from RefSeq and is a predicted model, not a curated record. Lineage: Eukaryota; Metazoa; Arthropoda; Insecta; Diptera; Diopsidae.
AUGACAAUAACAGUGACAAGUGACAAAAGUGAAAAUUACAUCGGAAAACGACGAGAACGUGCGUUGCCUAUAGUGUUUCCACCCACAGCGCCAACGCGAGUGCAGUGGAUUAUUGGUAUUGGUAUACCUUUGGAGGAGCUGGUAUUUGAAGCAAUGACCACAGGUUACGUACUAAAAGCUGAAUACUUUUUGCCAUCGAAUGCGUCACAGUUACGCACAAAGACUCAUCUCAAUAUAGCUGGGCGAAGAAGACGCAAUGCACCUGAUUUUGAACAAUUUUUGAUAAAUGACGAAGAAUUUAGCGCGGCAAACAAGAACCGUGAAGAGUUUCUGCAUAAAAAGGUGUUAACAAGUUAUCGUUGGUCUGUGUACAAAGCAUUUGAAGGUUUGGCUGUAAGAUUGGGUCUUGUUGGACGAGAUUGUGUACUGAAGAGUAUCUGUGAGGCAGCUGAAAUUCCAUUUCAUUAUAAAAAUGGCUUAUUUGGGGAGUUGCUAUACAUUUUAUUAACGCCGUCAACAUCCGUGGACAAGCUAUCAGAGUAUGCCGAUAAUCAAUAUUAUCAGGCUGAACAUUUAGGCCGUUCUGGAGUAAAAUGCGAACUUGUUUUUAGAAAAUGUAAGAAAUCACUUUUAAAUCACUUUACAGAUAUAUAUAGUUUAGAAAAGGGGUUUCUCAGACUUGUUAGCUAG